AUGAAAAACUACUUGAUUGCUGCUGUCGUCAUUGCCUUACUAGCGAAUCAAGCUCGCCACUUGGUGGAACUUGGCGGCAUAUUUCAAACUAUACACCCUUUGAAUACCGAACAGUGUCACACUAUUGAAGGCAAGUAUAGCCCAGAAGAUUUUCGUAAUUGUGAAGACAUUGUCAUGUCGCCUCAUGAAGCCGGUAUAGCUUAUACAGCAUGCGAUCCUGCGCGUGAUCACAAAAACAUGGUUAUGGACGUUCAUCGACCUGUGCCCCAUCCAGAGCCUGGCGAUAUCUGGCGAGUUGAUUAUGUUCAGGGGACAGCCACACGAUUCGCGACGUUGGGUGAUGACGACUUCCAUCCUCUCGGCUUGGCUAUUGUGGACGCAUCCUUGAUGAUGGUUAUCAAUCUGCGCCAUCACGCCCAUGCCGCUAUUGAACUCUUUAGCCUCCAAGAUGCCAAACACAUCCGUACACUUGAGCAUCCUCAGAUCUAUACGCCAAACAGUAUUCACAUCCUUGAUGGGCGUUCGGCUGCUGAUGGCACGCCAUCUUUCUUUUUCAGCAACGAUCAUUACUUUCGUACGGGCAUCAUGAAAAAGAUCGAAAACUAUGCCAGCUUACCGCUUGCGAAUAUCAUGUUCUACGAUGCACCCACACACACUGUAUAUCCUGUCGCCCAAGGCCUCUCAUUUGCAAACGGAUUAGCUGGUGAUCACAAAAGUGUGCUAUUUGCUGCAGAGACCUAUCGUAUGACCGUCAAACGAUUCGAGAUUGUCGUCGAUGAAACCCAGGUGCGUUUGCAACAGACUGACCACAUCAAAGUCCCUUCCAUGGUCGUCGAUAACACCCAUUAUGAUGAAAAGACGGGCAAUGUUCUUGUUGCUGGUCAUCCCGUUGGCCUUGAUCUUUUGAAAUUUGCUCGUAAUGUGGACGCCAGCAAAACAAAACGGCCACCUUCCCGCGUCGUAGCAUGGCAUCCCCACACAAAGCAAGUAGACGAUGUGUUUGUGGAUGACGGUACGCUGUAUCCCACAUCGUCGACUGCAUUCAUUGACCAUGACGCUCAAAAACUGGUGAUAUCAGGACUCUACGCACGAGGUAUACUUGUCUGCGAUCAUCAACAGCAAUAG
Zychaea mexicana is the source of this 1125-nucleotide messenger RNA. RefSeq lists its product as uncharacterized. The record is from RefSeq and is a predicted model, not a curated record. Lineage: Eukaryota; Fungi; Mucoromycota; Mucoromycetes; Mucorales; Lichtheimiaceae. Gene Ontology annotation, molecular function: arylesterase activity. The coding region runs from base 1 to 1125 and encodes 374 amino acids. The transcript is spliced from 4 exons.